Molecule: messenger RNA, 429 nt
Organism: Drosophila subpulchrella
Lineage: Eukaryota; Metazoa; Arthropoda; Insecta; Diptera; Drosophilidae
Exons: 2
Coding region: 81-365 (94 amino acids)
Source: RefSeq, a predicted model, not a curated record
CACUGACCGAUUGCAGAGCUCACACGUUCACGUCAUAACACCAGACAUACGAAUUUAUUUAUAACUAAAAAAAAAAAACCAUGGCUACAAUGGAUGAUUUUUUCAAUAAAGUGCAACGAAAGCAUCCCACAAUUCUCGAUGACUUACGGGAAAUUUUCAAAAACUCCCAGAGCGAUUCACCGCAGCGUUCUAUUACCCUAUCCCAAAUACGUGCUGCAUACAGUCAACGAACUGGCGAGGAUUUUCCCGUCAAGGGAAGCACGCGAACCCAAAUGUGUUUUGUCCUGACAAUCCCCUAUAUCGCCUGCUUUACCAGUCGAAUUGGCACAUUGCGAUUUUUCACCUUCGAGGCGAAUCAGGAAUAAGGGAGCAUACAACAACCGCAUCUAGUCUUACACGUGCAAUUUCUGUAUACCUAUUUAUUAUGCA